This is a messenger RNA of Anoplopoma fimbria (sablefish), 2521 nucleotides long. Its product is annotated as erythroferrone. Gene Ontology annotation, molecular function: hormone activity. The record is from RefSeq and is a predicted model, not a curated record. Lineage: Eukaryota; Metazoa; Chordata; Actinopteri; Perciformes; Anoplopomatidae.
CUAUCUGCUUCAGUCAGAUUCAGAAGAAAACCGUCGCUGCUGUUUGAUCAACAUCCUGUCAGACUGAAGACCACACCCACCUUAUCUGACAGGGAGGGUGUGUGUGUGUGUGUGUGUGUGUGUGUGUGUGUGUGUGUGUGUGUGUGUGUGUGUGUGUGUGUGUGUGUGUGUGUGUGUGUGUGUGUGUGUGUGUGUGUGUGUGCUCUGUCACUAUGAAGCCAUGAAAACGUCCAUUCAUUGCUGUCUUAGAAAUAAAUGUAAUGCUAUACAUGAGUUUAGGUGAGAGACACAAAUAGUAAACACUGUCUGGGAGGAGGGGGAGAGGAGGAGGAGGAGGAGGAGGAGGAGGACGAAGAGGAGGAGAAUACCAUCUGGAGGCAAAGAAAGACAAACUAUGGGAGAAGAGACAGAAGAGAGAGACAGACGGACGCUGAGGAGACAUUUAGAAACAAACUGCAGACAGACGAAGUGACAGCUUCAGAUCCAGAGACAGAUAGAGAGAAGACAGACGGAGGAGGAUGAGGAUGAGGAGGAGGAGGAGGAGGAGGUGCUGAAGGAGGGAGAUUAAAAACAGACUCAGCAGAGCAGAGACGUCCAAACUGAGGAGGAUCAGAGAAGAAGAACGCGUCACUCGUCUGCAGAGUAAACGACUUAGAGACGAGACAGGAGGAGGAGGUGGAAAAAGAGGAGGAGGAGGAGAAGGAGGAGGAGGCACCAAACCACCCACAGAGAGAGAGAGGUUCCUCACAUAGACAGACACACACUGUUUUAAUGUUGGCGUUCACAGCAGCUACUCUCUGACAACAGAAAGUUCCUCCUGAACAGACGGGAAACAAACCACAGAAGAAGGAGAAGGAGAAGAAGAAGAAGAAGAAGAAGAAGAAGAAGAAGAAGAAGAAGAAGAAGAAGAAGAAGAAGAAGAAGAAGAAGAAGAAGAAGAAGAAGACUUUUAAAGUCACAAGAAGGAACUCUGACUGAAAACUCACUUCCCUCCAAACUUCACUAAAGAGGAGCAGACUCACCAGAGUGCAUCAUGGGAACAUCUUGAGUCCACAGAGACCCUGAAGACCUGAACGCCGUCGUCCUCUGGUUCCUCCUCCACCACACCCCCCAGCAUGCUGGUCAGGCCGACCCAGGGCCGGAGCCCUGCAGGUGGAGCAGGAGGGCUGCUGCUGGUCCUGACGGUGAUGAUGAUGAUGAUGAAGGUGGUGGUGAUGGAGGCAGCGAGCGCUGAGGAGGUGGAGAGUGAGGAGAGCGAGGAGAUCCUGGAGGAGGACGAGGUCGUCAGCACUGAGUUCCUGGAGCCGCUGUCCUCCGAUCUGUCCAGAGUGUCUCCCCUCAGCUCCUGGCUCAUCUUCAGAAGAAACUCCAACAAGGGGGACAACCGGAGAACCAAAGGAACCAGGAGAACCUCCAAGCAUGGUCUUCCAGGACCUCCAGGACCUCCAGGACCUCCAGGGCCCCGGGGGCCUCCUGGUCCCCGCCCCCUCCUCCCCCAGCAGCAGGAGCUCCUGCAGGAGCUGCAGCUCAAACUGAGAGACCUGGCAGCAGGAGUGUGUCUUCAGUGUGAUGGUCCUCCUCGUGUCUCCACCUCCUUCCUCAGUCGCCUCCUGCAGGCCGUCAUCAUCCCCCGUCGCAGCCUGCUGGAGCUGCAGCCUUUCAGCCAGCCCUCAGACUCGGAGCGGAACCUCCAGAGGGGGCGGAGCUUCAACAGCAGCAGCGGCCGAUUCACAGCCGCCGUGUCCGGCUUCUACCAGCUGACCGCCAGCCUGCUGAUAGAGACAGGAGACAGAGUCCAGGUGAGACUCAGAGACAGCGUGAGAGCAGCCGUCUGCAUCGAGUCGCUCUGCCAGAGCAACCUCUCCGUGGAGUCGGUGAUGGGCGUGGCGGCCGCUGGAGGAACGUUCAGCAUCUUACUGACAGGAACUCUUUAUCUUCAGGAUGGAGAGUACGUGUCGGUGUUUGUGGACAACGCCUCCGGUUCCUCCAUCAGCGUCCUGAAGGACUCUCUGUUCUCUGGAGUUCUGCUGGGAGUCUGAAGAUCUCCUCCUCUUCUGAUCUCUAGAGUCUUGAUCCACAUGGUUCUAACAUGUGACCUGGGACUCAGAGGUCAAAGGUCAGAGGACCUCUGAGAGCUGGUGUUUGUGGAGCGCCACCUGGUGGACAUUAGAGGACCUUCUGUGGACAACCUUUAAAGGACUCAUGUUUGGAUCACUGAGGAUAUUUUCUUAUUUUACAUUUUAUUAAAUCUUUAUAUUUAACGUUUUUAUGUUGAGUUUAUUCUGUUUUGUCAAAGUGAAACUGAUAUUUGAUGAAAAAACAUUUCUUGACUCUCGUGUCCUCCUUCAUGUAUCUGAAGCUGCUCCUCACUGAGGCAGCAGUGUUUGUACAGAUUGAUGAUGUAUCAUGUGACUUUAAUCUGAAUAUUUAUUCUCUGGACGUCAUAAACAAGUUGUGAAUAUUUCAAAUAAUAAAUCUGUUUCUGCUUCAGAUGAAUUUAACUGAGUUGAAUAAUAAAUUA